GGAAAAUUAACUCACAUCGCUUUCUACAUUCUACAUGCCUGGUACUUUUAGGAUGGCACUAUUAUUUUUUUGCGUUUUUCUUUUAUUUGAUUUUUCAAAUUCACUCCCUGUAGAAGAUGCGGAUAUCAUCUAUCUAUGGGACGAUUAUGCAUCUAACAAUAUUGAUGAUGACAUUGAUAACGUAAUAGAUAUAUCAGAUCUGGAUUCACAGGCGUAUGGAAGUCCCAAGAAUGAAAGUGGAGACGCGAUAUCGGAAUGGACCGAAUCAUCUCUAAUGAACCCGGAAGAAAUGGGCAGUUAUUUAGAGGGCGAUAUUUUAAUACCAAAUUUAUCGCGAAAUGGUAUGAGAGACAAAACAUCGCGUUGGUCCAAAGGCAUCAUACCUUACGUUAUCGAUAGUAGCUUCAACCAAGACCAGCGUGAUACGAUCAGAAAGGCCAUUGCCGAUUACCAUCGACUGACUUGUUUGAGAUUUGUUCCUCAUCAGAAGGAAGCUGAUUACAUUAUCAUAAAAAACACAAAAACAGGUUGUUGGUCCAGCGUCGGUCGUAUAGGAGGGCGUCAGGAGGUGAACCUACAGUCUCCAGGCUGCGUGUCCAAGAAGGGGACAGUCCUGCAUGAACUGCUGCAUGCGAUCGGCUUCAUGCACGAACAGAGCCGGCCAGAACGAGAUGACUAUGUUACUAUACAAUAUAAUAACGUUAAACCUGGAGCAGAAAUAAAUUUCAAGAUAUCUGACAAGAAAAACACAAAUGAUUUUGGUAUUGGAUAUGACUACAACAGUGUGAUGCAUUAUUCGGAAUUUGCGUUUUCGAAAAACUCCAAGAGAACUAUAGAGCCAAAGAUGAAAAACGUAAAAAUUGGUCAGCGGGAAGGAUUGAGUCGCGGCGAUGUUAAGAAAGUUAACAACAUGUAUAACUGCAAUAAGGAAGAACCACAAACUGGCUGGUUGGGAUCUAUUUGGCAAAAUAUGUUCAGCGGCAAGGGUCGAGAUAUUUAUUAGAAAUAAUACCUAUUUAUGGUAUUUGAAUAAAUGGCAAAAUUGUUUUUAAUUUUGUAUCACAUUUGAUUUUCUUAAGAAUCUCUGUAUUUAUAAGCUUUUAAUAAAACAAACAGUUUAAA
Molecule: messenger RNA, 1122 nt
Organism: Leptidea sinapis
Lineage: Eukaryota; Metazoa; Arthropoda; Insecta; Lepidoptera; Pieridae
Product: hatching enzyme 1.2-like
Exons: 7
Coding region: 35-1003 (322 amino acids)
Biological process (GO): proteolysis
Molecular function (GO): metalloendopeptidase activity; zinc ion binding
Source: RefSeq, a predicted model, not a curated record